CGCGGGAGCUGAAUGUCUCAUGUUUCCUACCCUGUGUCCUCUCCAUGUAGAAGUCCAGCCUUUGUGGCAUUGUGACCUGCAGGUAUUGGGAGAUCCACAGCUAUGACGCCAGGACCCCCUGGAAGCCUGGAAAUGGAUGAUGACUACACAAACUGUAGCUCAUUCAUACAAAAGGAGACUAUUCAGCCAUAGAAAGAAACAAACUACUGAAGCACACACCCUGGGAACCAUUAACAUUUAAGGAUGUGGCCAUAGAAUUCUGUCUGGAGGAGUGGCAAUGCCUGGACACGGCACAGCAGGAUUUAUAUAGGAAUGUGAUGUUAGAGAACUACGGAAACCUGGUCUUCCUGGGUAUUGCUGUCUCCAAGCCAGACCUGAUCACCUGUCUGGAGCAAAGAAAAGUGCCCUGGAAUAGGAAGAGACAUGAGAUGGUGGCCAAACCCCCAGUUGUAUGUUCUUAUUUUGCUCAAGACCUUUGGCUAGAGCAGGGCGUAGAAGAUUCUUUUCAAAAAGUGAUAUUGAGAAGACAUGGAAAAUGUGGACAUGAGAAUUUGCAGUUAAAAAUUUGUUGCACCAAUGUGGAUGAGUCUCAAGUUCACAGAAAAGGUUAUAAUAAUCUUAACCAGAGUUUGACAACUGCACAGAGCAAAGUAUUGCAAUGUGAUAAAUAUGCCAAAGUCUUUCAUAAAUUUUCAAAUUCAAACAGACACAAGAUAAGGCAUACUGGAAAGAAACUUUUGAAAUGUAAAGAAGAUGACAGAUCAUUUUGCAUGCCUUCACACCUAUCUCCACAUAAAAGAAUUUAUACUAGAGAGAAUUUCUUCAAAUGUGAAGAAUGUGGCAAAACCUUUAAUUGGUCCUCAAUGCUUACUUAUCAUAAGAGAAUUCAUACUGGAAAGAAAGCCUACAAACGUGAAAAAUGUGGCAAAGCCUUCAACUGGUCCUCAAGACUUACUGAACAUAAGAGAGUUCAUGCUGGAGAGAAACCCUACAAAUGUGAAGAAUGUGGCAAAGCUUUUAAUCAGUCCUCAACCCUUACUAAACAUAAGAGAGUUCAUGCUGGAGAGAAACGUUACAAGUGUGAAGAAUGUGGCAAAGCUUUCAGCUGGUCCUCAAAACUUACUAAACAUAAGAGAGUUCAUGCUAGAGAGAAACCCUACAAAUGUGAGGAAUGUGGCAAAGUGUUCACCUUGUUUUCAACCCUUAUGGAACAUAAAAGAAUUCAUACUGGAGAGAAACCCUACAAAUGUGAAGAAUGUGGCAAAGUGUUCACCUGGCCCUCAAGCCUUAUGAAACAUAUAAGAAUUCAUACUGGAGAGAAACGCUACAAAUGUGAGGAAUGUGGUGAAGCCUUCAACUGGCCCUCAAGCCUUUCUAAGCAUAAGAUAAUUCAUACUGGAGAGAAACCCUACAAGUGUGAAGAAUGUGGCAAAGCUUUUAAUCGAUUUGGAAUUUUUACUAAACAUAAACUAAUUCAUGCUGGAGAUAAACCCUACAAAUGUGAAGAAUGUGGCAAAGCUUUCUCCUGGGCCUCAAGCCUUAGUGAACAUAAGAGAAAUCAUACUGUACAGUACCCCUACAGAUGUGAAGAAUGUGGCAAAGCCUUUAAAAAGUCCUCAUUUCUUACUAGACAUAAGGUAAUUCAUGCUGAAGAGAGACCCUACAAAUGUGAAGAAUGUGGCAAAGGUUUUAAUCGAUUUGGAAUUUUUACUAAACAUAAACUAAUUCAUGCUGGAGAGAAACCUUACAAAUGUGAAGAAUGUGGCAAAGCUUUUAACCAGUCCUCAACCCUUACUAAACAUAUGGUAAUUCAUAGUGGAGAAAAACCCUACAAAUGUGAAGAAUGUGGCAAAGCUUUUAACCAGUCCUCAACCCUUACUAAACAUAUGGUAAUUCAUAUUGGAGGAAAACCCUACAAAUGUGAAGAAUGUGGCAAAACUUUUAAUCGAUCCUCAACCCUUACUAAACAUAAGAGAGUUCAUGCUGGAGAGAAACUUUACAAAUGUGAAGAAUGUGGCAAAGCUUUUAACCGGUCCUCAAACCUUACUAAACAUAAGAUAAUUCAUGCUGGAGAGAAACCCUACAAAUGUGAAGAAUGUGGCAAAGUGUUCACCUGGUCCUCAAACCUUACAGAACAUAAAAGAAUUCAUACUGGAGAGAAACCUCACAAAUGUGAAGAAUGUGGCGAAGCCUUCACCUGGUUCUCAAGCCUUUCUCAUCAUAAGAUAAUUCAUACUGGAGAGAAACCCUACAAAUGUGAAGAAUGUGGCAAAGCUUUUAAUCGAUUUGGAAUUUUUACUAAACAUAAACUAAUUCAUGCUGGAGAGAAAUUCUACAAAUGUGAAGAAUGUGGCAAAGUGUUCACCUUGUCCUCAACCCUUACGGAACAUAUAAGAAUUCAUACUGGAGAGAAACCCUACAAAUGUGAAGAAUGUGGCAAAACUUUUAAACGGUCUUCAACCCUUACUUAUCAUAAGAGAAUUCAUACUAGAGAGAAAUUCGACGAAUGUGAAGAAUGUGGCAGAGCCUUUACCAAGUCUUCAAGCCUUUCUAAUCAUAAGAAAAUUCAUACUGGAGAGAAACCCUACACAUGUGAAGAAUGUGGCAAAGCUUUUAAUCAAUUCUCAGUUUUUACUAAACAUAAGAUAAUUCAUGCUGGAGAGAAACCCUAAAAAUGUGGAAAAUGUGGCAAAGCCUUCACCUGGCCCUCAAGCUUUAGUGAACACAAGAGAUAUCAUAAACCCCUCCAAAUGUAAAGAAUGUGGCAAAGUCUUUAAAAAGUCCUCACUUCUUACUAGACAUAAGGUAAUUCAUACUGAAGAGGAACCCUACAAAUGUAAAGAAUGUGGCAAAGCUUUUAACCAGUCAUCAACCCUUACUCAUCAUAGGAGAAUUCAUAUUGGAAAACCCUAGAAAUGUGAAGACGGUGGCAAACCUUUUAACUGUUCCUCAAUUCUUACUAAACAUAAGGUAAUUCAUACUGGAGGGAAUCCCUAUGUGGAUUCCCUAAGUAUGUGGAAUGUGUGAAAGCCUUUAAGUAGUCCUUGACAUUUACUACAUAUAAGACAACUCAUACUGGAAAGAAACCCUACACAUGUGAAGAAUGUGGGAAAGCCUCUAACGGAUCCUCAAUUCUUAACAGACAUAAGAUAAUUUAUACUAGGGAAAUUACAAACCUGAAAGAUGUGACAAUGCUUUUGGCAACACCUCACACUUUUCUAAGUAUAAAAGUAAUCAUACUGAUGAGAAAUCCUAGAAAUGUGAAGAAUGUGAUAAAGCUUUCAAAUGGCUGUCACACUUGAUUGGAGAAAACUACUAAUGUGAACAAUGUGGUAAAUAUUUACCCAGUGCUUACACCUUAUUGCACAGGAAAGCAUUUAUACUUGAGAACAAAUCUUCAAAUAUAAAGAAAGUGUAGGCCAUGCAUGGUGGCUCAUGCCUGAAAUCUGAGCACUUUGGGAGGCUGAAAUGGGCAGAUCCCUUGAGGUCAGGAGUUCAAAACCAGCCUGGCCAACAUGGCAAAACCCAACUUUACUAAAAAUGCAAAUAAAUUAGCCAGUCAUGGUGGCAGGCACCUGUAAUCCCAGCUACUCUGAAGGCCGAGGCAGGAGAAUCGCUUGAAUCCAGGAGGCACAGCUUGCACUUAGCCAAGAUUGCACUACUGCACUCCAGCUUGGACUACAGGGAGAGACUCUGUCUAAAAAAAAAAAAAAAAAGGCAGUGUGAAAGUCAUUAAUAUCUGCUCACAUUCAACAUCAGAGAGUUUAUGCUAAAUAAAAGCAUUAAAAAUGCAAUUACUCUCAAAAGAUCUUUCAGAAAUAUAAGGCCUUAAAGUGCAGAAGAAUGUUUAUUCUCAACAGAAACAUCACAAAUAUAAAGAGGGUUGUAGUCCUUUUACUUCUAUCACAGAAUUUAUUGUUCACACUUGGUACUAAAGGAGACCCCUGAGGCAGUUGUUCCCACUUUGUUUAACAUCAGGGAAUUUAUAUAAUUAGGAAAAAUAUUUUUUUCAAAAACUACAGAUUAUAAAACACCAGAGAGUUUAUACUAAAAUAUAUUUUUGUGGAUACAGUAUAUAUUUAAAAAAUUAAUCCAAUAUUAAGUUCAUGUAAGUAUUAGGGCAGUCACAGUAGAAAUAUCUGUCUCUCAGACGUCAGACAUUACACUAAAUCAAAUUGCUGAGUAUAGUAAAAAAUCCAAAAAUAAAGUUGAUAGAAAACUUAUUUGUAUUUAACUUUAAAAGAACUAGAUCUUGGUCAGGCUCCGAGGCUCACACCUGUAAUUCCAACACUUUGGGUGGCCAAGGCAUGUGGAUCUCAAGGUCAGAAGUUCAAGACCAGCCUGGCCAAGACAGUGAAAAUGUACUUUUAAAAACUACAAAAAUUAGUUGGGUGUGGUGGCAGGUGCCUGUAAUCCCAGCUGCUCAGGAGGCUGAGACAGGAGAAUCGCUUGAACCUGGGAGGUGGAGGUUGCAGUGAGCCAUGGUCGUGCCACUGCACUCCAGCCUGGGUGACAGAGAGUUUGUCUGAAAAAAAAAAAAAAAAAUCUUUGAAGAGUUAUAUUUAGCAUACUUUUUUUUUUUAGAUAUACAUUUUUUUUUGGGCCAGACACAGUGGCUCACGUCUGUAAGGCCAACACUUCAGGAUGCUGAGGUGGGCAGAUCACUUGAGGUCAAGAGUGAAAGACCAGUGUGCCCAACAUGGUAAAACCCCACCUCUACUAAAAAGUAAUACAAAAAUUACCUGGACUUGGUGGUGCACACAUGUAGUUCCAGCUACUUGGGAGGCUGAGACAUGAUAAUCCCUUGAACCUGGGAGGUGGAGGUUGCAGUGAGCUGAAAUUUUGCCACUGCACUGCAGCCUGGGUGACAGAGCAAGACUGUCUGAAGGACAAAAAAAAAAAAAAAAUAUAUAUAUAUAUAUAUAUAUAUAUAUAUAUAUAGUUUGGAAACUGAAAAAUGAUGGAAUUCAACUUUAAAUUACUUCAUGCUGUUUCUUUAUUUCUAUUGUAUUCACAUAUAAAACCAUGUGAUUAAUUCUUGGACCAAAGAAUUGGGAGACUCUUUAUUAGGUGGUCAUUAUUUAUGACAUCUCUUAUUUUUUUUUUUUUUUUUUUUGAGACGGAGUUUCGCUCUUGUUACCUAGGCUGGAGUGCAAUGGCAUGAUCUCGGCUCACCGCAACCUCCACCUCCUGGAUUCAAGUGAUUCUCCUGCCUCAGCUUCCCGAGUAGCUGGGACUACAGGCGCGUGCCAUUAUGCCCAGCUAAUUUUUUUUGUAUUUUUAGUAGAGAUGAGGUUUCACCAUGUUGACCAGGAUGGUCUCUAUCUCUUGACCUUGUGAUCCACCUGCCUCACCCUCCCAAAGUGCUGGGAUUAUAGGCGUGAGCCACCAUGCCUGGCAAUAAAACUACAUUUUACUGUCUCUAGUAUUCUUUGCCAGUGGCAAAUAAGUUAAAUCAUGGUUCCUGUAGGUUAAUCUUUUUCUUUUACAUUUAAAUUGAUUUUUCUUAGUUUUUGUGUGUACCUAAUAUGUGUAUAUAUUUAUGUUAUAUAUGGUAUAUUUUGAUACAGUCAUACAAUUUAUAGUAAUCACAUUAGGGUAAAUAAAGUACUUAUAACCUCUGGCUUUUAUGGUUUUCAUUACAGACAAUUCUGCAGUCUUAGUUACUCUGAAAUGUGCACUGAAAUUCUUACUGACUACAGCAUCAUUUUUAUGGUCAUUAUAAAACUUAUACAAGCAUAAAUAAAAUCAAUAUACACUCAAACCAAUAGUGUGCAAGCAAUUUUUUAAAUUCACAUUUCUACCAACACUUAUUUCUUCUUAAUUAGUGUCAUUCUAACAAGUGAUAUUGCCUAGUUUUUAUUUGGCUUGCCUUUCCCUGAUAAUAGACAGUGAUUAUUUUUUGAAUGAUCCAUUGGCCACAUGUAUGUCUUUUUUUGAAAAAUAUGUAAGCCUUUAUCUCAUUUUUAAUAGUUUUUUUAUUUUAUUAUUUUUUUAAAUUUAAAGAUAGGGUUGGGCUGGGCACGGUGGCUCACGCCUGUAAUCCCAGCACUUUGGGAGGCUGAGGCCGGUGGAUCACAAGGUCAAGAGAUCAAGACCAUCCUGGUCAACAUGGUGAAACCUGUCUCUACUAAAAAUACAAAAAAUUAGCUUCGCAUGGUGGCAUACGCCUGUAAUCCCAGCUACUCAGGAGGCUGAGGCAGGAGAAUUGGCUGAACCCAGGAGGCGGAGGUUGUGGUGAGCCGAGAUUGCACCAUUGCACUCCAGCCUGGGUAACAAGAGUGAAACUCUGUCUCAAAAAAACAAAAAUAAUAAAAUAAAGAUGGGGUUUCACCAUGUUGGUCAGGCUGGUCUUGAACUCCCGACCUCAGGUGAUCCGCCCCCCCUUGGCCUCCAAAGUGCUUGAAUUACAGGCAUGAGCCACUACACCCAGCCUAAUUUUUGUAUUUUUAGUAGAGAUGGGGUUUCACCAUUUUGGCCAGGAUGGUCUCGAAUUCUUGACCUUACGAUUCAUCCACCUCAGCCUCCCAAACUGCUGGGAUUGCAGGUGUGUGCCAGCAUGCCUGGUCUAUAUAGUUUUGAUAUUAAUCCCCAUCACAUACAAUCCUGUUGAUUGUAUCCUAUUCUCUGCAGGAGCUUUUUAAUUUAAAACAAUCUGAUUUAUCUAUUUUACAUUUUGUUCUUUAGGAUUUAAAGUCAAAUUUUAAAAGUCACUGCCCAACCAAUGUUAAAGGGCUUUCAGUGUGUGUUUUUUUUCUAGUAGUUUCAGAGUUUUAGACCUUACGUUUAAGUAUCUAAUGUAUUUUGUGUUGAUUUUUAUAUAUGAUGUUAGUUGAGUCUCAUUUUAUUCCUCUGCAUCUGGAUAUAAAAUUUUCUCAACACCAUUUAUUGAAAAUAUUGCCUUUUUUCUAAGAAAUUGCCAUCUUUAUUUAAAAUCGGUUGACUGUAAAUGUAUCAAUAUAUUUCUGGUCUCUUUUUUCUUCUCUAUUGGCCUGUGUGUCGGUUUUUAUUCAAGUACCAUACUGUUUUUUUGUUUAUAUUUUUCUAACUAGAGCUUUGUAGUAUGUUUGAAAAGUACAGUGAUACCUUCACUUUUUCUAUUGCUUUAUUGCUUGAUUGCUUUGGCUAUUCAGGGUCUUUUGUGAUACCAUAGAAAUUUUAGAUUUUUUUUUUUUGAGACGGAGUUUCACUCUUGUUACCCAGGCUGGAGUGCAAUGGUGCGAUCUUGGCUCACCUCAACCUCCACCUCCUGGGUUCAGGCAAUUCUCCAGCCUCAGCCCCCUGAGUAGCUGGGACUACAGGCAUGUGGCACCGUGCCCAGCUAAUUUUUUCUAUAUUUAGUAGAGGUGGGGUUUCACCAUGUUGACCAGGAUGGUCUCGAUCUCUUGACCUCGUGAUCCACCCGCCUUGGCCUCCCAAAGUGCUGGGAUUACAGGUGUGAGCCAAAGGGCCGGCCCUAGAUUUUUUUUUUAAUUUGUUAAUUAUGUCACUGGUAUUUUGAUAGAGGUUGUAUCAUAUCUGUACACCAUUUUGUAUAAGAUAGACAUUUAACAAUAUUAGUAAUGUUGAGUUAUGAAGGUAGUAUUUUUCCAAUUGUGUAUCAGUUUUUUGUUUGUUUGUUUGUUUUGAGAUGGAGUUUUGCUGUUGUUACCCAGACUGGAGUGUAAUGGCACAAUCUCGGCUCACUGAAACCUCCGCCUCCUGGGUUCAAGCAAUUCUCCUGCCUCAGCCUCCCCAGUAGCUGGGACUACAGGCGAGCACCACCAUGCCCAGCUAAUUUUUGUAUUUUUAGUAGAGACGGGGUUUCACCUUGUUGACCAGGAUAGUCUCAAUCUCUUGACCUCGUGAUCCAUCCGCCUCGGCCUUCCAAAGUGCUGGGAUUAUAGGUGUGAGCCACCGCGUCUGGCCCCGUUUUUUAAAUAUAUAUAUAUUUUUUGAGAUAGAGUCUCACUCUGUUGCCCAAGCUGAAGUGCGAUGGUGCAAUCUCAGCUCACUGCAACCUCCACCUCCCAGGCUCAAGCAAAUUCUGCCUCGGCCUCCCGAGCAGCUAGAAUUACAUGAGCACACCAACACGCCCAGCUAAUUUUUGUAUUUUAGUAGAGAUGGGGUUUCACCAUGUUGGCCGGGAUGGUCUCUAUCUCUUGAUCUCAUGAUCCACCCACCUCGGCCUCCCAAAGUGUUGGGAUUACAGACGUGAGCCACCUCGCAGGCUAAAUUUUAUUUUGAGAUAGUUGUCCGUGGAUAGAAAUGCUACAAACACUUGGUUGUUGCUUUUGUAUCCACCAGUUCGGUGAGUUUAUUUUUCCCAGUAAUGUUUAGUAAUAUCUUAGGCUUUUGUUUACUUACGAUUAUGUGUAGGAAUAAAAGACACAGGAAUAAUUUAACAUUUUUUUCUACUCUGGGUACUUUGAUUUUCUAAUUUCUCUAGGAUAUUUAGUACUGUGUUUAAUAAGACUGAAGAAAGUGGGCAUUUUGGUCUUGUUCUUGCUCUUAUAGUAAAAGCUUACACUAUUUUUCUGUUUAGUAUUUUAUUAGCUGUGCUUUUUUGGUUGUAUGUGGCAUUUAUUGGCUCGAGGUCUGUUUUCCUAUACCUACUAUUUUCAGAAAUUUAUUAUGAAGGAAUGUUGAAUUUCAUUAAACUUUUAUUCUGUAUUUAUUUAAAUGUUAGAGAUGCAAAAUCACAUCUAAUUCUGCAUAGAUUUUAAAAAAAGAUCCUCAGAGACUUCUAUGAAUAUGCCUGCAAAAUAGAAAAUUUAGAGAAAAUAGAUAAACUUGUGGAUACACACAACUUUCCUAGAUUGAAUCAGAAAAAGAUAGAAGUCUUUAACAGAGCAAAAAUGUAUAAUGACGUUAAAUAAGUAUUAAUAAACCUACUAACGAUGAAAAACCCUAGAUCAUAUAAAAAUCACAGCCAAAUUUUACCACAUAUACAAAGAUAGGCUGGUCCUAAUCCUACUGAAUGUAUUCCAAAAAGUCAAGGUGGGAUUUCACCCUAACUCCUCGUAUGAAAUCAGUGAACUAUAUAAAACCAAAAUCUAGAGAAGAAAAAAAGAAAACUGCAAGCCAAUAUUUUGGGUAAACAUUGGAAGAUCAAUCUCAUUGAAUACUAGCAAACUGAGUUCCAAAGCAAGUCAGAAAGUUAUUUUACUGCAAUCCUGUAAGCGUUAUUCCAUAAAUAUAGGUACGUUUUAUCAUAUGCAAGUAAAUUAGUGUGAUUCACCAUGUAAAGAUAAUUAAGAGAAAAAAAUAUUAAACACAAUAGGGGCAGUUAAAGCAUUCAAGUAAAUCCAAUAUUGACUCACAAAAUUGUUCUCAACACACUAGACAUUUUUGAAACAUACCUCAAAAUAAUAAGAGCCAUCUAUGACAAAUCCUUAGCCAACAUGUUACUACAAAAGCAAAAGCUGGAUGCAUUCUCCAUAAGAAAAAUAAGACAAAAAUAUCCAUUCUAAACGGUCCUAUUAAACAUAGUUAUGAAAGUCCUAACCAGAGUAAUGCAACAAAAUAAAUAAAAGGAAUCCAAAUGGAAAACAAAGUAAAAUUACCUGUAUUGAUACAAUUCUCUACCUAGAAUAGUUUAAAGAUUUCACCAGUUCUCCACUCCGUUUCCCCACUCCCCUCCUCCCUCGCCUCCCCACAAAAAAAAAAGAAAAAAAAGAUUUCAUCAAAAGACUUCUAAGCCUAAAAAAAGACUUAAAACAAAUCUCAGAAUACAAAAUCAACACAAAUGCAUAGCAUUUCUGUACACCAAUAAUAUUGAAGCUGAGAACAAAAUGUAUAAAAAAUUAUAUUUACAAUAGCCACAAAAAAUUCUAGACAUACAUUAAAUCAAUAAAUUUAAUGUAAGUUUAUUACAUUAAAUUUUAUAAAUUUUUGCUUCUGCACAGUAAGAUAAACUAUCAACAAAGUAAACUGAUGACGUAUAGUAUGAAAUAAAAUAUUUGCAAACUGCAGAAAAUAAAGGAUUAAUAUGCAGAAUGCAUAAAAAUUUUUAUUAAAAAGCAAAUGAUAUGAAUAGGCUUUUCUCGAAGACAGAGCUGCCAAUAAAUAUGUAAAGUUGCUCAACAUUUCUAAUUAUUAGAAAGAUGUAAAUAAAAGUGACAAUAUAAUACCAUUUCACAUCAGUAAGAAUGACUGUCAGUAAAAGUUAAGAAAAAGAGGUUGAAGUUAUGGAGAAAAGGAAAUCUUCCUACACUGUUGGUGGGAAUGCAAAUUAAUUUAGCCCCUGUGCUAAGCAGUUUGGAGAUUUCUCAAAGUACUAAAAAUAGAAUUGCCAGUGUAUCAAUCAACCCCACUGCAGGGAUUCUACCCCCAAAAUAAUUUUGAUAAAGAGACACCUGCACUCAUAUGCUUAUUGCAGCACUAUUCACAAUAGUAAAGACAAUCAAACCAGUUACCCAGGAAUCUUUUCAUUGGAUAAGAAAGAUGAAGUACUCAUACACCCUCUGAUAUGCAGCAACAGAAGACAAUGAAUUAAUGUCUUUUGCAGCAACACGAAUGCAGCCGAAGGCCAUUAUUUUAAUCAAAUUAAUGCAUCAGAAAAACAUGCCGCAUAUUCUCAUACAUCUAUGCUAAAAAUUGGAUAGGCAAAAACAAUGAACACUGGGAAUUCUAAAAAGAAGGAAGGGAGACACGCAUUGAAAUCUACUUAGGUAUGAUGUACACUACUUGGGCAAUGAAAUUAUUAAGUGCCCAAACCUCAACACCAUGUAGUAUUCCUGUUACACAGAUCUGCACAUGUACCACUUAAAUGUAAAAUAAAAAUAAAAUGCUUUUUGGUAUAACGACAUGUUCUAUUUCUCCAGUUCUGGGUUAAUAGUUGAAAUUAGGGCUGAAAGACACAUUUUCACCCCUUAAAGCAUAGGGGUAAAUAUUUCUAUACCAGGUCUCCCACGUUUUAUAAGCUAACCUCUCUGAAAGCUCUUGGUCUAUAGCCCAAAAAGAGUUUUAUUUUCAAGUGUGCAGCUAAAAUAAACUAUAUCUUUACUAUUUAUGUAUUAACUGUACACUAGACUAUUGAUUUAAUUUAUUUAAUCUUUUUGGGGGAAAAGCAGCAAGUGGUUUAAUCACUUUUUUUUUUUAGAAUGAACCACUUUUGAAAGUGUGAGACUGUAAAAACUAUGCUAAAUUACUGAGUUAAAAAAAUUUUUUAAAAAGCAAAGAUAUCUUAUGAUCAUAUUCCAAAAAUAAUAAAACAGAAAGUGCGUAUUAUUUAAGACCACAGUGCUGCAAAUGCUCAUUCCAUUACAGUCAUUCUUGUGAAGAAUAGAAAUAAUGGGUCCGCAGGUAUUUUAGAUUAUGUUUAUUUGCUAUUGCAGUGUUAAAUUAUUGCCUUUAUUACUUGCCAUAUGAAAGUCUACUUGAGGGCCAGGCGUUGUGGCUCACGCUUGUGAUCCCAGCACUCUGGGAGGCCGAGGCGGGCAGAUCACCAGGUCAGGAGAUCAAGACCAUCCUGGCCAACAUGGUGAAACCCCGUCUCUAUUGGGGAAAAAAAAAAAAAGUCUGUACUUGAACAAAAGAUGCCACGAAUUUCAAGUUAAUAUGCUCACACGUGUAUUCUCCACAGAAGGGCACUGGCGUAUUUGCAGUCAAGGUGUGGCAUUUCUUGCCUGCCUUGUGCUGCUGUGUCUGUGUGAAAUAAAAAGGCAGUAGGCAAAGAAGAAUCAACCAUGAAAUUUCCAGUUUCAACAGCCACAGCCUCUGUAAUUGAGUGUUAUGUCACCUAGAAAUAAUGACAGUAUUUCAAAACUGAAAAAAAGAAAGUGAUACUUUAUAUUUUGUUUGUUGUUUAUAAAAAUUCAUAGUUUCUGAUUUAUUAUAUGCUAAACAACCUGAACGUGCAGAUACCUAAAGUUCCCACCUAGAUGAGAGCAUUAAUAUUUUAACAGCUUAUAAUUGAGAGUCAGAAUUGCCCUCUUGGGUUUACUAAAAAGCAGUUAUUUAUCUUCUAAGUGUAAAUAGGUUUCCCAUAAUCUUAAACAUACAGAUCGGCCGGGCUCACGGCUAUAAUCCCAGCACUUUGGGAGGCUGAGGCGGGUGGAUCACAAGGUCAAGAGAUCGAGACCAUCCUGGUCAGCAAGGUGAAACCCCGUCUCUACUAAAAAUACAAAAAAAUUAGCUGGGCAUGGUGGUGCGUGCCUGUAGUCCCAGCUACUCAGGAGGCUGAGGCAGGAGAAUUGCUUGAACCCAGGAGGCGGAGGUUGCAGUGAGCCGAGAUCGUGCCAUUGCACUCCAGUCUGGGUAACAACAGCGAAACUCAGUGUCAAAACAAAACAAAACAAAACAAAAAAACAUACAGAUCUUUUAAGAUUAGCGCUAUGUCUAGAUUUGAAUAAAAUUUAUAGAUUUGUAGUAACAUAAAUUUUCAUCUUUAUUUUCUAAUAAAAAUGAAAAAGUAAAAGAAAUGUUAAAAUGAGUUUACCAGAAACUUUAUAUUUCUUCAUUAAAUAACAUUUAAAGGCCAGGCGCGGUGGCUCACGCCUAUAAUCCCAGCACUUUGGGAGGCCGAGGCAGGUGGAUCACGAUGUCAAGAGAUAGAGACCAUUCUGGUCAACAUGGUGAAACCCUGUCUCUACUAAAAAUACAAAAAUUAGCUGGGCAUGGUGGUGCGCACCUGUAGUCCCAGCUACUCUGGAGGCUGAGGCAGGAGAAUUGCUUGAACCCAGAAGGCGGAGGUUGUGGUGAGCCGAGAUCGUGCCAUUGCACUCCAGUCUGUGUAACAACAGCGAAACUCCAUCUCAAAAAUAAAUAAAUAAAUAAAUAAAUAAAAUUUAAAAUGACAUUGUGAGUGAUCAGUAAUUCCUAUAUAUUUUUAGUCACUGAGAAAACAAUAUUUUUAAAUUAUUCGAUUGGGGAAGUAUUCUCAUAUCAGUGUUUCUGAAAUUCGGAAACUGUAGACCACUCAAUAGAUGAUGUACAUGCAGACCACACAUUUUUCAUAUAAUAAUAGGGUAAUCCUAGCUUUUUAUAUAAAAAUGUAACGUACUUCUAAAUUAAAAUUAGUGUAUUCCCAAUUAUUUUCUCUGAAAAACUUCUAGAAAUCGUGGCAGCUUUUUGAUUAAAACAUUUUUUGUUAUUUUUAAUGCAAAUUAGUUUACUGUGUUCACAGAGUGGCCAGUCUUGGGACCAUAAGUAACACUUGCUCUUUUAGUGUCUUUCAUACCAUUACCGUCAGCACCAGAAACUCCAGAUGCCCCAAGCUUAAAAUAAAGGACUAAAGUACAUGCUCGUCCCAUCACUGUGAUGGGUUUAAAACAUGCUGCCAAGUAUCACAGUUCCUAUGUUAUGACUGGCACAUGACGAAAGCAGCACCAAGACUAUUUUUUAUACUAUUCAGCCAACUUUAUGACAAAGACACAAACAUUAUUUGAAAUAUUGUUAUCUUUUUGUAAGGUUUUAAAAAUAUAUUCUCUAAUUUGAAAGAUAAAAUGUAUAUUUUUUCUGUGAAACAACAUUUUGAAGGAUAUACACGUGAUCAAAUGCUUAGCUCUAGGUAAUUAAUGCUUUAUCUCAAAUGGUUAACAUCUUUGUGGUGAAAUCACAUAACAUUGUUAGCAUUUUUCACACAUAACAAAUGCAAUAUUAUAAAGUGUAGUCACAAUGCUGUACAAUACUGAACUUCCUCCUCCUAUCCAGCUAUAAUUAUGUAUUCUUUCACAGACAUCUUUCCAAUUCCCCAUUUUUUUCUAAAUACCUUGGCAUCUGAUGGUCCCAUUUUGCUCUCUACAUCAAUGAGAUUAAGUUUUUUAGAAUCCACGUGUAAGUGAAAUUAUGGGAUGCUAAAACUAUGACUUACUUCAACUGAUGUCCUUAGGGUUAAUCCAUGUGAUAGGAAAUAAUAGAAUUUUCUAAAGAUAAAUAGUAUUUCAUUGGGUAUAUAUACCAUGUUGUCUUUAUUUACUCAUAGAUGUUGAACUGUUGACUGUAUAAUUGGGCUGUUCUGAGGAGUGCUGCAAACAACAUGGAAGUGUGGAUAUUUAUUCUGAGUUUGUUCUGGAUAUACAACAGUGAAAUGGUUUUGCUAUAUAAUAGUUAGAUUUUAAGUUUUUUCUUUUUUUGUAAUCUCUGCUUUGUUAUUUAUAAUGGCUGUCCUCAUUUACAUUCAAACCAACAGUGUGGAAGCAUUUUCUUUUAUUCACAUCUUUGCCAACUAACGCUUUUUAAUUUAUUUGUUUUUGAGACACAGUCUUGCUCUCUCACUCAGGGUGGAAUGCAAUGAUGUGAUUCUCACCUCACGGCAACCUCUACCUCCUGGGUUCAAGUGAUCUCCUGCCUCAACCUCCACAGUAGCUGGGAUUACAGGUUCCUGCCAUCGCACCUAGCUAUUUUUUUUUUUUUUUGUAUUUUUAGUAUACAUGGGGUUUUGCCAUGUUGGCCAGGCUGGUUUCAAACUCCUGAUCCACCUGCCUUGGCUUCCCAAAGUGCUGGGAUCAGAGGCAUGAGCCACUGCACAAAGCCUUUUUUUUUUUUUUUUUUACAAAUAAACUAAAGGCUUUAUGUGGAUGACUGCAUGCAGCAUCUGUAGAACAUGCAUUCUUUUCAAGGGCCCAUGAACCUUCGCUAAGGUCAAACAUAUGCUGGGCCAUGAAGCAAAUCUCAAUACAUUUCAAAGGAUAGCAGUAAUACAGAGUGUGUUUUAUGAUCACAAUAACAAAAAUAUAACUAGGAAGUUUCCAUAUGUUUGGAAGUCAAAAAAUACACUUCUAAAUAACCCAUGUUAUCUGUUGUGAUUCCCCAAUUUUCAUUCCUACCUUUAUUUGUAGUUUUUUUUAAUUUUUCAAUCACAUCAGAGGUUUAUCAAUUUUCAGUCUUUUCAAAGUACCAACCUUCACUUUGUUGGUCUUCUUUAUUGUUUCCUAUUUCAACAACUUUUGCUCUCUUUUCUAUUUCCUUCCUUUAACUUUUAAAAAGAUAAGUCAAUUUAACAAAGUUUAUACAAAUUUUUAUAAAAUACAGAGCAUUUUUAUUAAGCCUUAAAGUAAUCUUGUAAAUAGGUCUUUUCCUUCAUUUUAUAGAUGGGAAAAUGAUAGAAGAGGAAAUAAAUUUAUAUUAUUGCAUUGAACGGAACAUGGCCCUACAGUUUGUACCCAAGACCAGAGGAACUUUGCCUGCUCCUCUCUUGUUGGUCUUUGCCCUGCCCAACCCAGGAUCACUGCUUAUCCUACACUUGAUUUAGCCAAAAGACCCAGAAGCAAUACAUUGCUUAUCCUUUGAGAUCUUAAAAGACACUCACCGGAAAUAGCCAUGGUUAACACAGUUAACCAAAGCCUUUUUUCAAGAGUCAUUCUAAUGAGUGAGUUGAGAUAUCAUUGUUUUUUUCUCUUGCUUUCUCUAUUAAGAAUUGACAUUUAGCAUAUUUCAGUAUAUCUGUUUGCCAUAUGUAUGUAUUCUCUGGAAAAAUACACUUUUUGCUCAUUUUAAUAGUUACUUGUUUAUUGUUUAUGCUCAUUUAAGUUUCUUACAUAUUUUUAUAUUAACCCCUUGUUCCAUAUUUUAGUUAUCCUGUUGAUCGUAUCAUCUUUUGUGCAGAAGCAUUUUAAUUUUAAGUAUUGUGACUCUUACUUUUUCUUUUGUUCCCUGGGAUUUUGAGGUUAAAUUAGUCACUGCCCGACCAAUGUUAUGGAACUUUCACUCUUUGUUGUUGUUGUUGUUUGUUCGUUUUUAGUAAUAGUAGUUUCAGAGUUUCAGGCCACACAUUUAUGCAUCUAAUUUAUUUUGAGUGGGUUUUUAUAUGUGGUGUGAAUUGAGGGUCUCCUUUUAUUGCUCUACAUGUGUCCAUAAAGUUUUCUCAACAGCAGAAAACUGUCUUUUUCUGUCAGUUGAGAAAACUUUAUGGACACAUGUAGUCCAUAAAGACUGUCUCUACUGUCUUUUUCCUAAGAAAUUGUCACCUUCAUUUAAAAUCAGUUAGCUAUAAGUAGAUGGCUAUAUUUCUAGUCUCUUUUUUUUUCUUCAUUGGCUCCAUGUCUGUUUUUAUUCAAUUGCCAUAAUGUUUUCAUUACUAUAGUUUUGUAGUAGAUUUAAAAGUCAGGUAGGCUGAUAACUACUUUUUCUGUUUGAUGGCUUUGGCUAUUCAGGGUCUUUUGUCCUACCAUAUAAAUUAUAGAUGUAUUUUUACUAAUCUUUUUUUUUUUUGAGAGACAGAGUCUUGCUCUGUUUCCAUGCUGGAGUGCGGUGUUGUGAUCUUGGCUCCCUGCAACCUCUACCUCUUGGGUUCAAGCAUUUCUGACACCUCAGUCCCAUGUGAGUAGCUGGUACUACAGGCAUGAGCCACCAUGCCCAGCUAAUUUUUAUAUUUUUAGUAGAAAUGGGGUUUCACCAUGUCUGCCAGGAUGGUACCGAUCUCUUGACCUUAUGAUCUGCCCACCUUGGCCUCCCAAAGUGCUGAAAUUACAGUAGUGAUCCACAGCGCCUGACCUAUUCUUAAGAAUUGGUAUUAAGUAUGUCACUGAUAUUUUCAUUGAGGUUGCAUUAUAUCUGUAGAUAAUUUUGUGUAAUACAAAUAUUUAACACUAUUAAUAAUGGCAGUUCAUUAAUGAUUAACUAAUAUAUCAAUUUCUUUAAUGUUUUUUACGGUACAAUGUAAGAUGCUUCAUAUUUUUGGUAAAUUUAUUUCAAAGUAUAGUUAUUACAGUUAUUGUAGAUGGAAUUGGUUUUUAAAUUUAUUUUGAGAUACGUGUUAGUUUAUAGAAGUGCUACUGACAGGCUGAGAGUGGUGGCUAAUGCCUGUAAUCACAGCACUUGGGGAGGCUGAGACAGGCAGAUCAUGAGGUCAGGAGUUGGAGACCAGCCUUGCCAAUAUGGUGGAACCCUGUCUCUACUAAAAAUACAAAAAUUAGCUGGUCGUGGUGGCAUGUGCCUGUAGUUCCAGCUACUGGGGAGGCUGUGGCAGGAGAAUCGCUUGAACCCAGUAGGCAGAGGUUGCAGUGAGCCAAGAUCAUGCCACUGCACUCCAGCCUGGGUGACAGAGCAAGACUUUAUCUCAAAAAAUAAUGAUUAUUAUAAUUAUGAUAAAUAGUACUAGGAAAACUGCUUGGUCAUAUGCAGAAAGAAGUGGACCUCUACCUCUUUCCAUAUAGAAAAUAUAAGUCAAGAUAGACUGUGAUAACCUGCUUUUUGUUAGCUUAAACUGACUCUCUUCUUAGCUGAGAGCGGUUCAGGCUUCAUGUUAGCUUCUUGAGCUGGACAGACUCCAUCUUAGCGUCUUCAUUUUAGUUACUCCCGUCAUUAAGUAUGUAACUGGGGCAGGAUGACACCAGGCACAUCCAGGAGUGCAUUUGCUGAUAAGAGGCCAAGUUAGGUGGCACCAGCAGAGCCUGGGAAUGCAGGCGCUGUCGAGUACCCAGAGCUCCCAUAUCUAUAAGAUGUAUGUCUUUUUAUGACAGCUCUAGCCUCACCUGGUACUGUUUUAUUUCUCAUGUACUAGUUUAUCUUUUAAGUUUUCGCUUGCUCUGCUUCUGUUAGGUUCCCCCCUGCCUUUUCAACCUAGGGUAUAAGAAACCUUUUAACUCUUUCUUCAGGGCUGAGAGAAUUUUGGGUGUUAGCCACCUCUCGGUUACCAGCUAAAAUAAAGGACUCAUAAUUCAA
This is a messenger RNA of Callithrix jacchus (white-tufted-ear marmoset), 17586 nucleotides long. RefSeq lists its product as uncharacterized. Gene Ontology annotation, biological process: regulation of DNA-templated transcription. The record is from RefSeq and is a predicted model, not a curated record. Lineage: Eukaryota; Metazoa; Chordata; Mammalia; Primates; Cebidae.